AUGUCUUCCCCCGCCGAAGAAAACACUGGAAUGGAACUCGUGCUGAAUAUGAACACGGUGCCUACUGUCCAAGAUGCCAGACAGAUCGUGGAGCAGGCACCAGAGGAGGAUCGAUAUACCUUGCAGCUGAAACUGGGGAUAUACAUGCUGGAAAAACGGGACGAGAACGAAGAAGCCAUUUCAAUAUGGUACGACUACGUGAUCCAAAGUGGAGUAUGGAAACGGGAGAGAACGGAAGCAGAUUUCCGUGAUGAGUGGGAGCGAGCCCGUAGUAUCCGAGACAGACAUCAACGAAACCUCGCCUAUAUAGAAGCUAUGUACCAGAAAGCGGUCUCGAAGUGCGGAGUGGAACAUACGCAGGACUUGUUUGUUCUGAUCCGCACAAAGACAAUAGCCGAGUCAGUUAGCAAACUCCUUACUCUGGACGCGAGUUUCGAAGAACUUAGGCGGGGAAUCAACCACGAGUUAGUCAGGAGACUAGCCAAUACAGGACGAGGGUAUCGCCGAGCUAAAUAUCUGAUACAGGGGGAUCUUAAGCGCGCCGCCGGCUCCUUAUGCACGGAAGAGCUUCGCCCUUCACAAUUCAAGACGCUCGGCCUAGCCCUGGGACCUCACGGCUGGCUAGUUGAGCGACAUAGACCUCCCUCCCCAGAUAUCGAAUCUGUCGACCAGGAUUGUGGCAACGAACAACGAGAUCAUGGCGAGAACGCACGAGAUCAUAGCGAGAACGCACAAAACGAGAGGGCUGUCGAUAAAUCCCCUACUCCUUCUACCCCUCCUAGUAUUCCUCUCACUCCGCUAUCCACAGGUGCGAGAAAGGCAAAGAGCCAGCGAAGAAGAAAGAAAGGGAACGCCCCUGACCCCUUCUGUGCCGAGGAUUGCGCAGAUGAGGUCUACCAACAGCAGGAAGACGAGUUCAAUGAGACUGGAAAUGUGAUCCUACCAAAGCUCUUUGGGUGGCUGGACGGAGAUAUCUCGACCGUGGAAGGAAUAGACGUUCUCUCUCGUAUGAUAGGACGGCCUAUAACCUCUUUGAUGCAGUUGAUCCACAUAGAAUUCGAUAUAUACGACUACCACUACUCUCCCGCUAUCGCGAAGCCUCGCCUAGGGUGGAGCCGGAAUAUGUUCCAGUCUCUAACCCAACAACUGGGUCGGCAAGACGUCUGCUAUUAUGCCGCCUACGUGGCUGUGCGCCCGGAUUACGCUUGGAAACUGAUCUCGUUCCCCUACUACACAAAGAGUGCUUACCUAGGGGAGAACACUGCCUUCACCUAUAUCGAUCUGAAUAUAGGGGACUACCUUGCGACCGGCCGAGGUGGCAGCGCUGUCCAAGGAUCUCUGUCCUUUACAGAUAAAGACAAAGAAAACUGCACGAUCAUCCUCCCGAAGAUACACUUGCGCCUUGAAGAAUAG
Penicillium vulpinum is the source of this 1413-nucleotide messenger RNA. RefSeq lists its product as uncharacterized. The coding region runs from base 1 to 1413 and encodes 470 amino acids. The record is from RefSeq and is a predicted model, not a curated record. NCBI's taxonomy places the organism in Eukaryota, Fungi, Ascomycota, Eurotiomycetes, Eurotiales, Aspergillaceae. The transcript has 3 exons.